This is a messenger RNA of Terrapene triunguis (Three-toed box turtle), 1752 nucleotides long. It is a transcript of the gene MCM7, whose product is annotated as minichromosome maintenance complex component 7. Lineage: Eukaryota; Metazoa; Chordata; Testudines; Emydidae. Gene Ontology annotation, molecular function: single-stranded DNA binding; ATP hydrolysis activity; single-stranded DNA helicase activity. The transcript is spliced from 9 exons. Gene Ontology annotation, cellular component: MCM complex; nucleus. The annotation marks the transcript as partial. Gene Ontology annotation, biological process: DNA replication; DNA strand elongation involved in DNA replication; double-strand break repair via break-induced replication. The record is from RefSeq and is a predicted model, not a curated record.
AGCGACCAGGUGCCGGUAGGGCACCUCCCGCGCUCCAUCAGCGUGGCUGUGCAUGGCGAGAACACGCGGCUGGCCCAGCCUGGGGACCACGUCAGCAUCACCGGCGUCUUCCUGCCCCUGCUGAGAGCUGGCUUUCGGCAGAUGGCCCAGGGGCUGAUCUCCGAGACCUACCUGGAGGCGCAUCGCAUCGUGAAGAUGAACAAGAGCGAGGAGGACGAGCUGGGGUCAGGGGAGCUGACGGAGGACGAGCUGCGCCAGAUCACAGAGGAGGAUUUCUACGACAAGCUGGCAGCCUCCAUCGCCCCCGAGAUCUACGGGCACGAGGACGUGAAGAAGGCCCUGCUGCUGCUGCUGGUGGGGGGCGUGGACCGUAACCCCCGGGGCAUGAAGAUUCGGGGGAACAUCAACAUCUGCUUGAUGGGUGACCCGGGCGUGGCCAAGUCCCAGCUGCUCUCGUACAUCGACCGCCUGGCCCCCCGCAGUCAGUACACGACCGGGCGCGGCUCGUCGGGCGUGGGGCUGACGGCCGCCGUGCUGCGGGACCCGGUGACGGGGGAGCUGGCCCUGGAGGGCGGGGCGCUGGUCCUGGCCGACCAGGGCGUCUGCUGCAUCGACGAGUUCGACAAGAUGCUGGAGAGCGACCGCACGGCCAUCCACGAGGUGAUGGAGCAGCAGACCAUCUCCAUUGCCAAGGCGGGCGUGCUGGCCACCCUCAACGCCCGCUGCGCCAUCCUGGCGGCCGCCAACCCCGCCUACGGGCGCUACAACCCCAAGCGCAGCCUGGAGCAGAACGUGCAGCUGCCGGCAGCCCUGCUCUCCCGCUUCGACCUGCUCUGGCUGAUCCAGGACCGGCCCGACCGGGACAACGACCUGCGGUUGGCCCAGCACAUCACCUACGUCCAUCAGCACAGCCGGCAGCCGCCUUGCGCCUUCCAGCAGCUCGACAUGAAGCUCAUGAGGCGCUACAUCAGCAUGUGUAAGCGGAAGCAGCCGGCCGUGCCGGAGGCGCUGGCUGAUUACAUCACAGCCGCCUACGUGGAGAUGCGCAAGGAGGCCUGGGCCAGCAAGGACACGACCUUCACGUCGGCCCGCACACUGCUGGGCAUCCUGCGCCUGGCCAGCGCCCUGGCCCGGCUGCGGCUGGUGGAUGUGGUGGAGAAGGAGGACGUGAACGAGGCCAUGCGGCUCAUGGAGAUGUCCAAGGACUCGCUGCUGGGGGACAAAGGGCAGCAAACCAGGACGCAGCGGGCAGCGGACGUGAUCUUCGCAGCGGUGCGGGAGCUGGCGGGCGGGGUGGGCGGGCGCGCGGUGCGCUACGCCGAGGCCGAGCAGCGCUGCGUCUCCAAGGGCUUCACCCCCGCCCAGUUCCAGGCCGCGCUGGACGAGUACGAGGAGCUGAACGUCUGGCAGGUGAACCAGGCCCGGACCCGCAUCACCUUCGUCUGAGCCCGCGGGAGGGGCCAUCCCUGGCCCCGGCCGAGCCCAGCUUGCUCGGCACCCCCGGGGGGUCCCCCUCUUCGUGGGGUAGCUGGCUCCAGCCCCUGGCGCUGGGGGGAUGUCGCCUCCCUGGGGCACUGUUGCUCCCAGAUGCCCCCACGGGGCUGAGGUUGUGCCCUUGCCCCCCUGUUCUGUGCCGUGGGGUGGGGGAGGCCAGGCCUGUGUCCUUGGGGGCUCCUGCCCGGGGCUCCCUGUCAUCGCAAAGGCGAUUUGUUCGGCUUUUUCUCUUACCAAUAAACCAGUGUUUGUAUGUUA